This is a messenger RNA of Arvicanthis niloticus (Nile rat), 2056 nucleotides long. The record is from RefSeq and is a predicted model, not a curated record. NCBI's taxonomy places the organism in Eukaryota, Metazoa, Chordata, Mammalia, Rodentia, Muridae.
AUGGCGGGUGCACACUGGCCUAAUCUGCUGAACAGUCCUCGAACUUUCAAAGCCACGCCGCCGGGAGCCCUGUCUCCUCCUCCUCCUCUUCCUCCUCCUCCGCCGACGCUGCCGCCGCCUCCCGGUUCCGCAGUCACUUCCUGCAGCUGUUUCCCUGUGGCUCCGCUCCGAUCGACUUUUGACAAUCAGCCUCCAGCAGCGGAGCGGCCGGUCGGAGGCAGCGAGCGCAGAAAGUGGUCGUGGAGCAGGCGGCGGCGCGCGGGGUGUCGGGGCGGCUGCGGCCUGCCGGUUCCGGUGAGUGCGGUCCUCUCGAGUCCGCUCGGCUGCUGCGUCCGUGUGCGCGUGUCAGCCUCGCCCGCGGCGUCUGGCGGGCCACCGAUCUCGAUCCCGCAGCCAUUCGCACAGCCGCCUCGGCGACUUGGUGCUCCCCGCCGGCAUCUGCGCGGGACCGGAGUGCGUGUGAGCGUGCCGGGUGCCCAGCCGGGGAAUGGCACACGCGGGGGCGAUGCUGCAGGGGUGCAGCUUUGAGCGCUAGAUGCUGAGCCUAGGUCGCCACGGCCUCCUCCCCUUCUCAGCUUCCUUCUGUGAUGUAAAACAGUCUUCCAGGGAUUUUUUUUUCUGCCAGCCACGUUUUGGUGACCUCUGAGUAAGGCUUUCUCUUUUCUUGUCUUCUUUUCUCCGGAAUACCCAGGGGUAGCCUUCCCUACUUUACCCGGACGCCAGGAACCUGUUCCUGGAUUCUCUUCUUUGCCCUGGGUCCAUUUCUGCCAAGGGGAGGAGGGCUGUUGUUUGCACUACAGCCGGUGAGGAGUAGGCCCCAGCCCGGCAAUGGAAACGUGUGUUGUGGUCAUUCAUUUCCCUCAGACCGGUACAUGGUGGAGAUGUGAUUUUCUUUAGUGUCUUCUGAGCUCCCUUCCAAAUUAGGACAUCAAGCUCUGUGCAUCCUUCGUGUAUGCCAUCGCACACGUCCAAUCGGAUGGAUUUUAAGAUCUGAGAAGUAUUUUUAUAUCAGCUUCUAAAUUAGUCUCUUAAAUUAAUGCAGCAGUUUGAACGGAUCCGAGUAUGUUUUUGAGUCUUUCUAGUUUGUGUAUUCACUGGAACUUUGGUUUUAUUUAUUUUAGAGGGUUUUUUUUUUUUUUUUUUUUUUUAACCCAAAUAAUACCUGUUGAGAUUGUCGCCUUUAGACUUUUUUGGGGGAGGGGGUGAGCCUUAUGUUGAUUAUUAAAUAUAACAGUAUUUUUGAGCUCUCUAUUCUUUUCUUCGAACAUUGUGGGAAUAAAAUGUAAUAAAAGGUAAACCUGACCUGUAAACACCUGCACCCCACCCCGGCCAGUGUUUUGCUCUGGAAUAAGGCUUUUUGUGCCUCUGCUGGGAGAAGGGCCUUGCUUCUGCUGGACCACUGCAUGAUACAGGGGGCAACGCUUGCUGGGGUUUCAUCAGGUGGGAGUAAGCAUGUAAGAAACAAGCCCAGGCAUGUUUUAGUAGCAGGCUGACUCUGUUCUCUAUGUAUAUUGCUGAUUUUUUAUAUCCGGAUGUUUUGAUAUCCUGCUCUGUCCCUUUCUCUAUGACCUAACAAAGAAUCUUGGAUGACAAGUUAGGGUCAGAAUGACAUGGUGUGUUAUAACUAAGUAGUUAAACUAUUUAAAAAGAUGGUUUCAUUACCCCACCUCCAAUAUUCAUAAUCAUCUUUGCAAUUUGGAUUUUUUUAGUUGGGAGAAAUAAUAUUGUUUCCAAGAAACUUACUGUUUAAAUGUAUCAAAUCUGUAUCACUUUUCUUUGUGUUUUUCAGAGAUACAGGUAGUUGAUUAUUAUUCUUUUCUAGCUAUUAUGAUUAAUGAAAAGUAUUGUUAAAUAUGACGACUAACCACUGUUAACUGAAUGACUUCCCAGUCAGUGGCUCCUGUUCACUGUGUGUCUACCAAAUGUCUAAAUAGUCUUUUACUUUUUAAAGCUUCCUUGAGUCAUUUUAGUAAGUCUGUUAGUGUCCUAGCCUACACAUCUUCACAGACAGGAAGCCUUAGCAGCUGAAGACACUGCAUUAUAUUGACCAAGAAAA